Molecule: messenger RNA, 1344 nt
Organism: Bemisia tabaci
Lineage: Eukaryota; Metazoa; Arthropoda; Insecta; Hemiptera; Aleyrodidae
Source: RefSeq, a predicted model, not a curated record
UGGUACAGGCAUAUGGAAUCUGCGGUGUUUUUUUGAGCACUGGCUAGUUGGGAACAUUCCGGGAGAUGACGUAAAAAAAGGAAAUCUGCGAACAGAGUAUCUCGGAACUGUCGGACAUUAUCACGGAAUAGCACAUAUGGUCCAGUUCGGGAGGCUUUCAACAUUAAAGACUUCAGAGAGUACUUCCAUUUAGGACCACCAUUGGCAGUUAAUUUCUGCAACGUGUAUAACAAUGUCACAGAUUUACCAUACUGAGAAGAUUUAAAGUGUCAGAUAAAAACCGCAGUUACAAUCGUUGAACAUGUUACGAUUGUUACGCUCAAGAGUGGUCUGGGUCACCAUCCGAGUUCUGUUUUGUUUAUUUGUAACUAUGGAAGCGGUUGAAAAGAAGUCGAUAAAACGGGAAAAUACUGAAACCUCAAAUUCUACUAAUCAAAAUUCGACCACAAUUACUCCUACCACUACUUUUAAAGGCAUGAGCGUCAAAAAAACUACACCAGCAGUGUCUGAUUAUUCAAAAGAAAUAGAGACUGUUUUGAAAAAAGAAAAACUGAUCGGACCUAAACUAGUUACUAGAGCACCAAAACAUCUUCUUAAAGUGUCAUACGGUGGAAAACCAGUGCAUCUAGGAACUUCAUUUGACUCAGAUGAAGUAGUGAAUGAACCAACACAUAUCAGUUGGCCUUAUGAAGACAACACGUACUAUACCUUCAUGGUGAUUGGACCUGAUGUACCAUCAAGAGAGAAUCCAGAUCCUGAGUUCCUGUCUUCGUGGGAACAUUGGAUGAUCGGAAAUAUUCCUGCGAAUAACUUAUCGGCAGGUGAUGUGCUAUCCGAGUACGUCGGUAUCACUGGCCCCGAGUAUGAAAUAGGGACUCAUCGAUUGGUGUUUUUAGUUUUCAAACAGAAUCCAGUGAGACAAUGGACCCUGGAGGGCAUGACCGUUAAUCAAACCAUAAUGUUCGAGGAGGGCUUACUGAAGAAAAAGGUAAUCGGUUUGAUGAGAUCGUCGUUUUACCCGAGGAGGAUACCAAAGAAGUACAACAUGGUGCUGGACCCAAUUGCUGUCAACUUCUGCGUCGUGCACCAAAAGAAACCCGUAUACGUCGAGCCAACUGAGCCUCCGGACGAGACCGAGACGCCGGAGGACUCCGAAGAACAAGAGGAACUGAGGAGGGCCAAGGCUGAAAAUCGGACGGUUGUAUUCAGUACAACAACCGAGGAAGUGGGAUCCUUAAUCUUGGACAGAUCCAGAACUUGGUCUUAAUGCCUUAGGAAAUUAUUAGGGAAUACUGAUGUAUGCUUGUAAAUCUGCAAAUACAUGUUUUGAUUUUCUCGUUCUAU